GUAAAAAUAUGACAUUUUCCUUCUUUAGGGACCAAUGAAAAUACUUUGAUUUUCUACACAUGCCUAAAAAGUACUGUAUGUUGGCUGUUAGGGGCGGGAACAGAUGAAGUCCUUUUUAUAAAAGUGAACUGACCACCAAACUGUACUCUAUUUUCUGCCCGACAGCACAGAGGACACCUCACCUCAACUCUGGACAGUAUUUUAAAGGCCGUCUCUACAUAAAGAGAAAUGAAAGACGUAGAACUGAAUGAGGUGGAUCAGGAAACACAGCUAAUGACCCGAGAGACUCAAAAAAAUGGCUGCGUGAAGGUCACCGUCCCAGAGAACGCUGGAGGGAAGUAUACUGGCCUCUCCAAAGACGAGUUAAUAAAAAUCACCAGUACUGCUGGGUGGGUUCAGACGCGUAGGGCUUUGCUGGCUUUGUUCCUUCUCGGCUGGGCUGGCAUGUUAGCUGGAGCAAUAGUAAUCAUAGUACAGGCCCCACGCUGUAAACCCAUUCCUGAGAUGAACUGGUGGAACGAAGGUCCUCUGUACCAGAUAUCUGAUGUGAAUGAAUUCUCUGAAAAGGGACUGAAAGGAGUGGAGGAAAAGCUGGACUAUCUGAGCCAGAUGAAGGUGAAGGGUCUUAUUCUGGGUCCGAUACACACUGUGCAAGCAGACCAGCUGGAUACACUAGAUCUGGUUUCAGUUAAAUCUUCUGUAGGCACUGAGAAUGAUCUGAAAUCUCUGCUGGACCAAGCACAUAAAAAAGGUAUCCCAAUAGUGCUGAAUUUAACACCCAGCUAUGAUAGGGCUUCAGUCUGGUUCAACAAUGUUACUGCUGUUGCUGAGAAAAUAAAAGACGCAUGUACACACUGGUUGACAAAAGGAUUUGGUGGUAUUUUCUUGCCUGACCUGAGAGAGAUCAUGACAACAAAGUCCUGGCCAUCUAUACAAGAUAUAUUCAACAAAACUGAGGAGACCAAACAAGUAGCUCUGAUGGGAUCAGUCACCAGUCUCUCCGCGGAUGAGGUCUCUCUUGUACUGAACCGCUCAGGUGUUGACCUGCUCCUGACUGGACUGCCUGAUCCAGCUGAGACUGGGGUAGUAAAGAAGCUCUACUCCAGUCACCCGCAGACGAGUCUGGGCUGGUGUCUGGGUUCUCUGGCUUCCAGAACUCCAGCAGCGCCUAUAAGACUCUAUCAAAUGCUGCUGUUCACCCUCCCGGGCACACCUGUGUUCAGCGCUGGAGAUGAGGUCGGACUGAAGGCUGGGGAAAAACCUCAAAUAAUGUGGGACUUGGAAAACCCAGCAGAAGAAAAGAAUGCAACAGCAAAGACUCUGCAGGAGGAGCGUAUCGCAGUUCACAACGUCUUCAAAGCACUCAGUGACCUGAGGGGAAAAGAGCGAUCGCUUCUGCACGGAGAAUAUGUCAGCCUUCACAGUUCAGCCACUUCAUUAGCAUUUCUCCGCCUCUGGGAUCAGAGCGACCGUUUCCUUACUGCUAUGAAUUGGGGAAAUGACCCUGUAACCAUGAUCCUCUCUAACAGCGACCUGCCGGCUCAAGCUCAGGUCCGCCUCACCACAGAUGCUCCAAAUCUAGCCGUGGAUAGCAUGGUCUCCUUAGAGAAGUUUCAGCUUGGGCCCAAACAGGCGGUUCUGUUGUCUUAUCCUUAUGCUGGUUAGACACACAUCUGCAGAUCUUCACAUAUCGUCUCAGAGCUGUUUGACUUUCUCUGAGGUCUAAUAAAAUAGGCCUAGUGUCUUUAUGCUUCUUUACGUUUAAGUAGACAAAGUUUAAAUGUGUUUGAAUUUUGAAGUGAUUUUUGAUGAGUGACUUUUGUCAAUCAGUGCGUGUAUUAAAUUUGACUUCUCUUAUCUACUA
This is a messenger RNA of Sinocyclocheilus grahami, 1864 nucleotides long. RefSeq names its product 4F2 cell-surface antigen heavy chain-like. The transcript has 10 exons. Bases 229 to 1665 code for a protein of 478 amino acids. Gene Ontology annotation, molecular function: L-alanine transmembrane transporter activity; aromatic amino acid transmembrane transporter activity; L-leucine transmembrane transporter activity. Gene Ontology annotation, cellular component: apical plasma membrane; basolateral plasma membrane. Gene Ontology annotation, biological process: L-leucine import across plasma membrane; phenylalanine transport; carbohydrate metabolic process. Lineage: Eukaryota; Metazoa; Chordata; Actinopteri; Cypriniformes; Cyprinidae. The record is from RefSeq and is a predicted model, not a curated record.